Pseudopipra pipra is the source of this 737-nucleotide messenger RNA. It is a transcript of the gene TMEM141, whose product is annotated as transmembrane protein 141. The transcript has 5 exons. Lineage: Eukaryota; Metazoa; Chordata; Aves; Passeriformes; Pipridae. Bases 57 to 506 code for a protein of 149 amino acids. The record is from RefSeq and is a predicted model, not a curated record.
GCGGGCGCGAGCGGCGGGUCCCGCCCGAGGCCGCGACAGGAACCGACAGCCCCGCCAUGGUGAACUUGGGGCUGCGGCGGGUGGAGGAUGAUGUGGCUGCCAGGCACCCGGGCUCCAGCCCCGGCGCUGACGCGUCCCCGCAGGCGCUGCAGCAGUACGCGGCUUGCCAGUCCCACGCCUUCGUGAAGGGCAUCGGCACCUUCCUGGCAGGCAGCGGAGCCACCUUCGCCGUGCAAAAGCUGGCGCGGCAGAAGCUGCCGUACAGCCCGCAGUGGAGCCUGCUGCUGGCCAUGGCCGCAGGGUCCCUCGCGAGCUAUGUGGUAACCAGAGCAGAGACACAGAAAUGCUCCGACUUCUGGAUUUAUCUGGAGACAGGCAAGUCCCCACAGCAGCUCGGCGUGACUGGUGGGGUGUCUCAGCCCACAGAAAAUCUGCUCAGCGCAGAGGACAGGGACAGCGCCGCGCUGCCGGUGAGGAGGAACAGGUAUGGGGAUGUGGUGGAGUAGCCGGCAAAGCACAGCAGUCUGUACCUGUGUCCCACUUCAGCCCCUGCUGCCUGCCCAACCUGCCGCUGCCCAUGCUGCCUGUGUGCCUGGUAGGCUUGAUGGCACUGCUGGGAAGCUCAGAGGACUUGAUCCUGCAGCGAGAGUGUGGUGGAGGCACCACAGGGAUCACUGCUGCCCACCUCAUGGCCUCUGAACAUUGCACUGAGGGUACAAUAAAAGUCAAGAAGUGAA